This is a messenger RNA of Cladocopium goreaui, 2127 nucleotides long. Lineage: Eukaryota; Dinophyceae; Suessiales; Symbiodiniaceae. The record is from the annotation of a GenBank genome assembly.
AUGUGGAGAGCAGCACAGGUGGAGCGAAGUCUCCUGCUCCAAGCUGUGCUUGCUUGGGUUGUUAGAGGUUCCAAAGAUGUUGGCUGUGACCACAUCAUGGGCACCAGCGGGCAGUCGUACAGGUGGGCUUUACAGAAUCCUCAGCUUGUUGCCCCUGUACUCUUGGACUACGAUGUCUUGGAGUAUAAGAGUCCGCUGAUGGCAAGUUUGACAGACACUGCGCUGAUAGUCUCAGCUGCUGCAGACAUGACAGCAAACUUCAAUUUGACCUCUUCGUCUUCAGCUGGGUCAGCUUCGUCUGCCCCGCAGAAAUACAUAUUGCAGACAAUCCAAUUCCGAAAGCCUCCCUUGGUUGCUGAAGGGACCAAACAAGAGUUGAGCCAUGAGCUGGAGGCAGUGCUCGUGCAUCGAGAGGUGACCGGUUCCGGCUACUUUGCAAACAUCAUUGUGCCGAUUGAGGUUAGUGCUGAGCCAUCCCUUGACCUUUUGGCGCCUUUGCUAGAUUCAGCUGAGCUCCCGCAACAGGUUGGCGAAGUCUCACCUGUGUUGGUGAGCUCCCUUCCUGUGAAGUUGGCGCACAUUUUUGCCAACGUCUCUUUUCAGCACUUCUGGGGAGAAGUGACAACCUCUUGCAAUUCGGCUUCUGCUGGAGCACGGAUUCUGAUGAGAAACGUGACUAUGGCGACCUCGAAAUCACGGUUGCAGCGAGUUCUGAAUCUGCUGAAGUAUGUGCCAGACAAACCACCGACACCUCCUCCCGUGCAGACCUGGCUUGUACAGCCAUGCCGGAGGGGAAGCAUCUGCUCUAUUCCUGCAGCUACAGAUCUGAGCCCACAGCUUGCAGAAGCACAGGCAGCAGUGACAAAUGGCACGACGAAGCUGGACGCAGCAAAGCAGGCAAUGGAUGCAUCCCUUUCAGCGCUGACUGGGAACGAGACUCAAAUUUCCAACGAUGUUUACACCACCGCAAUCCGGAAUAGAGACAACCUUCGGAAUGCGCAAGCUGCUGUAGACGGGGCUACUCGGACUGUGGACAUGUUGCAAGCUCAAAUCAGCAGUGCUGCCUCUGCAGUUUGGGAUUCCGAUGCUCCGGCACAGACAGCACAGACAGCACAGGCAGCACAGGCGGUAUCCUCAUCAAGUAGCAACAGCAGUGCUGCUACUGCAGGAGCAACAGCAGCAACAAAUUCGACAAACGCUACCAAUUCAACGACUUCUGGAGCAUCAGCAGUCCUUUUGGCAAGCAACUCUGAAGUGGACGGUUGCAAUGCAGAUCUUGCAUCCCCCGUUGAUGUGGACCUCUCGACAGCAGAACAUGUCGACGCGGGCCAAAUUGGUGACAAGGCAUCCGAAGCGCUUCUUUUUUGGCGCCUAGCUGCAACACCAGGACUACCAUCUGAAGCUGCUGCUGCAGAGAGUGCAGCGAUUGUCCCAAAACUUCGAAUUGAAAACUUGGGUGACCGGCUACGAAUCAAAUCCGAGAAGCCUUUGAUGGUUUUUUUGGCAGAGGGUUUGGAACUGCCUGUUUCCUUUGCUGAUAUCAGUGUGCCCGGUCAGCACUCUUUGGCUGGGAAAAGAGCAGCUGCAGAGGUGCAGCUAGUUCACAUGCCCGAUGAUCCGUCCAAAGCAGUAGCAGUGUCCUUGCAGAUGGACGCGGGCGAUACAGAGAACUCUUGGUUUCAACACAUGGGAGAUGCAUUGCCAAGGGCAGGUGAUGCGACAGAGGUGCAAGGGACUGAUCCCAUGACAAUGCACCCUGCAUUCUCACGAGGAGUGGCCGGCCAUUUCUUCCGAUACAAAGGUCGUCUUCUGAAGGACUCACGCUGUGCACGCAUCAGGUGGCACGUGCUCGAGGAGCGGGGCCACAUCAGCAACAGGCAGUUGGCAGCUUUGAGAGAAGUCCUGCGUCCUCCUGGAUCAAGCCAGAUGGAUCCCAGUGCACUCUCUCCGAUGCUGUUGCGCAGCCAGCGGAAAGUGUCCCUCGCAUCGGUGCGUUCACAUACUCAGAAAGCUUCAUCCCCCGACAGCGAGCAAGACGCUGCAUACGACCGCCCUUCACCCAGUCUGAAAUCUCUGCUUCUCUCGCUGCCACGGCGAAGCUCCAGGGGACAGACCCUGUCACCAUAG